Messenger RNA from Necator americanus (New World hookworm), 294 nucleotides. RefSeq lists its product as uncharacterized. Bases 1 to 294 code for a protein of 97 amino acids. Lineage: Eukaryota; Metazoa; Nematoda; Chromadorea; Rhabditida; Ancylostomatidae. The transcript has 3 exons. The record is from RefSeq and is a predicted model, not a curated record.
AUGGCGGCGGCUAUGUUACCCAGAUAUUGCAAAAAGGUGUUGUUGUUGUUGUUCAGCACACCGUCAAAGCCCAACGCUAAUAGGUCACUCGGUGUCGAAGGACAGUUUCAAGCGAGACGCCAAUUCUCGCAGGCUGCUGACGAAUGGAUGGAUUCUUUGCGAGCCUUGGCUAUGGAUCGAGAAGCUAACAUAGUGGAAUUUCAGUUCAAUCUUUAUAGUUAUGAAGAGUACGUCAAUCACUCACAUAUCGAUGCAAAGCGAGAAAACACCGGUCACCGAGAAAUUCAAGAUUAA